Danio rerio (zebrafish) is the source of this 1503-nucleotide messenger RNA. Lineage: Eukaryota; Metazoa; Chordata; Actinopteri; Cypriniformes; Danionidae. The record is from RefSeq and is a predicted model, not a curated record.
GUCAUCCCGGAAGUUUGCGGCUUUAGCGCAGCACCGCCGCCUCCGCGAAUGACACACGCAGAGGAGGAGGAGACGGGAUUACAGCAGCGCCUCAUCAAUAAACCAUCAUAACAGCAGAAAAUGGGGAAUUCCGACUCAAAGCUCAAUUUCAGGAAGGCGGUGAUACAGCUGACCACGAAGACGCAGGUAACUGCAAUCUGGUCUACGCCAUCAUCCGGAAGCGAAAUGUCUUCCAUCAGCUGGCGAACCUGCCGUCAGACCCCGCCACCAUUCAGAAGGCCCUCCAGAGGAAGAGGAAAUCUCCUGACGCCAUCUCUCGCACCAGCUCACAGGAGACCGUGUCCAUGGAGGGUUCCCGACCUGCUGUACCUGCUGAACCCGGCACACUGAAGGCCAGUCUGGUGGCUAUGCCUGGCAUCGAUAAGCUGACGGAGAAGUCGCAGGUUUCUGAAGAUGGCACGAUGGUGGCAGUGGCUGAAUCUCCACAGAGCCCUGAGCACGGCAAUGCUGAAGCCGGAGCCAGUGACACAGAGUCCAUCUCCGGAAGAGACAGUGAGGAUGUCUUCUACACUGAGGCAGAGAUGGAGAGGAGGAGACGUCUGUCCAGCUCCUCAUCAUCUGUCUGCCACUGGAACCCUAAACCAGACUGGGUGCUGUCCUGGAAGAGCAAACUCCCUCUGCAGACCAUCAUGCGUCUGCUGCAGGUUCUGGUGCCACAAGUGGAGAAGAUCUGCAUUGAUAAAGGUCUGACCGAUGAAUCGGAGAUCCUAAAGUUCCUCCAGCAUGGCACUCUGGUGGGUCUGUUGCCUGUCCCUCACCCCAUCCUCAUCAGGAAAUACCAGGCCAACGCUGGCACCGCCAUGUGGUUUCGCACAUACAUGUGGGGAGUCAUUUACCUGCGGAAUGUGGAUCCGCCGAUCUGGUACGACACUGACGUGCGUCUCUUCGAGAUCCAGAGGAUGUAGAGCUGCGCCGUCUCUCCCGAUCUCGCCUUGUGAUUUUUGGCUUUAACCCGCUCCGCUUCCCCAGAGAAGAGGUGACUGUGAGCCCCCUCGAGAAGUGCCCUGUCCAAACGUCUGUUUGCUUCUGCUGUCCUCCAGAUAAAGCGGCUAAAUAUAAACCUCGCGCUGAUAAGAGAAAAUCAUACUGUGUUCAGCAGCCCAGACACGUCUAACUCUCUCACUGUGGUUUUUUUAUAGGUGCUUAUUACGAGAAGGAAGCCUAUUUAUAGUUACCAAAACCUUGUGAAUAUAGUUUGUAGGAAGUUGUGAAACGACCUCUAGAUUGUACUGAUGCCACCACAAGAGGGCGAUACACUAAAUCCAGUUUUGUUUAUUACAUGAAUGCGUGCAUUUUCUGUAGUUUAUGUCAGGGAUGAAGGGAAAAUAGUAGAGGAAAAUAUGAGAGGAAAAUAUGAAAAUGUGGGGAACUUCACCAGUGUUCAAAUAGAUUGUGAAACUGUACAAAAAACAAAACAAAAAGAGUAUUACAUAUUUGACAGUA